Molecule: messenger RNA, 931 nt
Organism: Actinia tenebrosa (Australian red waratah sea anemone)
Lineage: Eukaryota; Metazoa; Cnidaria; Anthozoa; Actiniaria; Actiniidae
Cellular component (GO): extracellular region
Molecular function (GO): hormone activity
Source: RefSeq, a predicted model, not a curated record
CUCUUUCAGCUCAUUCAACUCUUUCCUUCAGCAUUUUCAGUUUCAGCUUUUUACCGCAACCCUUAUUCGAGUCAGCGAAUAGGAACAUUUUGAGGCUUAGGUCACGAAAACCAAGCAUAUAAAACGCUUGCCACUCCUUGUGCUUUAGUUGGCUUGAAUCGAUCCUGUUGUGAAAAUGUCGCUGAAGUUAGCAUUGUUGUUACUGCUUGGUUUGUGUGCUCUCGCCUUGGCUGUCCCUGAAGGAGCAGAGCCACAAGCAGAUGCCGUUGCCAGACAAGAUGCUGGUGCUGGAGAAUCACAAGAAGUAGCUCCCGCAGACGAGGAAAAGGAAGAAGAAGAAACACAAAGCGAUGAACGAAACGACGGAUCAACUUUGGUGGAAAACAACGGCUCUAUUGAUUUGCAGAACAUCGAGGAUGAUGUCAAGAUAUUUCGACCUGGACAAUCCAUACCCAAGGGAUAUUAUGGAGUGUUUUUGCCAUUCAAAUGUCAGUGUCCUCGUGGCCCGCGUGGUCCGAGAGGUCCCACGGGUCCCAAAGGUCCGAGAGGUUUAAAGGGUCCCCGAGGUCAAACAGGUGCCCGUGGACUACGAGGUCCCCGAGGUCUAAGAGGUGCACAAGGCCCGCAAGGCUUGAAAGGGUUAAGGGGCACCCCUGGUCCGAAGGGUGCGAGAGGCGCAACAGGUCUUCGUGGCCCAAGAGGCUUGAAAGGCCAAAAGGGCGACCGUGGCCAAAGAGGUCCUCCUGGUCCUGGAAGACGACUAGACUGUAGACCAAUAUCCGCAAGAGGAAACAGGGCUCAAUGUCCAAGUGGUUUCACCGUGACUGGAUGUUCAUGCGGUCAUAGGUGUGGUUCGUGGAACACAGAGAACGGUAAUACUAGGUGCUAUUGUCAUAUUGGUUGUAUGAACGGCAAUAAACCCUUGGACUGG